Westerdykella ornata is the source of this 2648-nucleotide messenger RNA. Its product is annotated as DUF625-domain-containing protein. Gene Ontology annotation, cellular component: nucleoplasm; protein phosphatase 4 complex. Gene Ontology annotation, molecular function: protein phosphatase activator activity. The coding region runs from base 216 to 2543 and encodes 775 amino acids. The record is from RefSeq and is a predicted model, not a curated record. Gene Ontology annotation, biological process: protein dephosphorylation; DNA damage response. The transcript is spliced from 9 exons. Lineage: Eukaryota; Fungi; Ascomycota; Dothideomycetes; Pleosporales; Sporormiaceae.
CACGCCUCCGUCAUCGCUGCGGAUCCGACCUCCCUUUUCGCCUUCCAUCGGCGCGCACCACGAGACCGCCGAGCCCGUACACAACCUCCUCCGACUGCCCUGACAGGGUCCCCGACUACCUGCGCCAUCGUUUACCUCUCGAGUUCUGCUCUCCCUGAGCCGUCUUGUGUUGACGUCCCUGCCAGAGCGGCGGUCGGUAGGCCAGCGCCUCUAUUAUGGCACAGGUCGCCGCGCCUGCCAACGACCGCAAGCGCGUAAAAGUCUAUGAGCUGAAGAAUAAUGACUGGUUCGAUCGGGGCACCGGCUUCUGCAGAGGCAUCAUCGUGAAUCAAGACGAGGCCAGAAUCAUCGUCAACUCGGAAGAUGAACCCACGCGGCAAUUGCUGGAAACCACGAUAUCCAAGGAUGACGGGUAUCAGAAGCAGCAAGAGACACUCAUCGUCUGGACGGAUCGCAAUGGCACCGACAUGGCUCUGAGCUUUCAAGAGCCUGAAGGAUGCGCCGCAAUAUGGGACUUCGUAAACGAGGUACAAGCGCGGCUUCAGAUGAUGGCGCAUGAUGACGGCCUCUCCGAUGAAAACGAUCAACAUGAAGGCUCCAUCAUGCUCCCCAUGCCAGACCUGGGGAACCUGGCCGAGGUCGAAAACCACAUGCGCGCAGCCAACCAGACGCCGGCCGGCCGCGAGGCCCUCGCCAAAUUCGUGCUGUCGGAAAACUACAUCAGCAAGCUAAUACCACUUGUUGAAAUGGCCGAGGACCUGGAGAGCAUCGAUGACCUGCAUCGGCUAUGUAGCAUCAUGAAAAUCCUGAUUCUGCUCAACGACAAUGCCAUAGUCGAGUAUGUCGUUACCGAUGAUGUCAUAUUAGGCGUUGUCGGUGCUCUCGAAUACGAUCCCGACUUUCCAUUGCACAAGGCCAAUCAUCGCCAAUACCUCUCCAAUGAUCGCUUCAAAGAAGUCGUCAAGAUUGAAGACCCCAACAUCAAGAAGAAGAUCCACUAUACAUAUCGCCUGCAGUACCUCAAGGAUGUCGUACUGGCCCGUAUCCUGGACGACCCCACUUAUUCGGUCCUGAACUCCCUCAUUUUCUUCCACCAAGUCGACAUUGUUCAGCAUUUACAGUCUGAUAGCGCGUAUCUGAAAGAGUUGUUUGGCAUCUUCAGCGGAAAGGAACAGAAUCAGCAGAGACAGAAGGACGCGGUUCAGCUCAUACAGCAAUGCUGUAACGUCGGGAAAUCUCUGCAGGCCAGCAUCAGGGGCGGCCUGUAUCAAAACUUCAUCAAUCACGGACUUCUCGAUGUGCUGCAAUUUGCACUGAAGCAUAACGAUGUUACAGUGCGGGUGGCGGGAGCAGACGUGUUACUCUCCUUGAUCGACCAUGACGGAAUGAUGGUACGAGGUUAUAUUUUCAAGGCCUUACAGGAACAGAAAAAACCACUCACGGACACUCUGAUUGAGCUUCUCCUCGUGGAGGUUGAUAUGGGGGUCAAGUCGAACUUGGGGGAUGCAGUCAAGAUCCUGUUGGACCCGAGUGCCCUGAGCGCAUCUUUUGACACGCUCACCCGAACGAAUAGCGAAUUCUCUGCGAGGAUGCGUGGCAUUGGGUUACCUCACAACGAUUCCUUUGUCCAACGAUACUACCAGGAGUCGACCAGAAAACUCUUCCAGCCCCUGAAGAAUUUGGAGGGAAGGGAGUCGAUGGACAAUCUUUCCACUUCAGAAGUCACCCUCUUCAUCUACUUGGUCGACGUUCUCUGCUACUUUCUUCGCCAGCACUACUCGCGAAGCAAGUAUAUCAUCAUAACAGAAGUAUUGGGCGCUCGCGUCGCUCAGCUCCUGAGGUGCCCCCAGCAGAUUCUCAGGCUAGGCGCGCUCAAGUUCUUCCGAGCAUGUCUUAACCUGAAUGACGAUUAUCUCCACCGACAGAUGAUCAGCCAAGACGUUUUCGAACCGAUCCUUCAGAUAGUUUUCGAUACAAUGCCGCGCGACAACCUACUCAACUCGGCGUGCCUUGAAUUCUUCGAGACAAUCAAGAGAGAAAGCGUUCUGAAGGAAUUGCUCAAGCACGUGGUUACUACGUAUCGGGACAGACUGGAGGCCAUCACAUACGUCGAUACGUUCAAAGAUCUGAUACUGCGGUACGAACAGCGGCAGGAACCUGUGUCAACGCAGGAAGUGGAUCAUUCAUUUACCAGCGUCGAAAGCGACACCCCGAGUCGGACCGUCAACAUUCCGAGUGGCGUGAGAUGGGGCCAGGCGCUGAGAGACCCCGAUGCAGAUGAAGAGGCCUACUUCAACGGGUCGGAUGAGGAUGACGACGGCUUGCCGAGUGGGCCAAAGAGCAAUGGAGCAUCCCCCGUUCGGCCCUUGGUCAACUACCCCGAUGACGACGGCGAAGAAGACGAGAUGGACAUACUAACAACCAGCGCGCCGUCUGCCUCUCCUCUCCGAGCGAUACGCGCCCAGACACACAGCAACCAACGACACCACCGACGCGAAUCUCAGACAGGCGAAGGAAAGAAGAGGAAGAAGAAGACGAACUGAUUGCUAGUAUAUCCAGCUCCGGUACCAAACGCAAGCUACCGCAGCAAGAAACCUCUGCGGCAGGCUUACAGAAGCUUCGGCGGAAGAACUCGAUGUCCAACGCAA